AUGAUCUGGCGUGGCCUUUGUCGACGCCCCCUGCUGCUGGCCAUUGCCAUGGUGGUGUGCUUUACUUGGCUCUUCUACCGCUCCGAUACCCUCGGCGACGAGGUGUCCCUGCUGGAGCGUCACCAUCCGCUGCUAUUCCGCUAUGUACACACGAAUAGUGCCCUGGGAGGAGCGUGGUAUAUUCCCCGAGACUGGCUCUCGGACACAGAUCACCACCCCGGGGGCAUCGUCGACGCCGCACAACUCGCCCUCCGCGCCGCCAGGUCAUCCGUGGAACGCCAAAUCCCCCACUCCUCCAUCCCCUUGAUCGUCCACCAGACCUGGAAGAACACGCGCAUUGACACCUGGCCCCGCCCCAUCCGCCACAGCACCGAGAGGUGGCUGCGCAUGAUCGAUGGCAAGGCGGCCUACAUCCUGUGGGACGACGACGGGGUCGCUCAGUUCAUCCAACGGUUUGAAUCCGAGCUGGAGGAACAGUUCUUUGCCUUGAGUCCAGUCGAGCGUGCAGACGUCUUCCGCGUGUUGGUGUCAAAAUGGAUCGGGGGUGUGUAUGCCGAUAUGGACACGGAACCCCUGCGGUCACCGGCAGACUGGAUCUCCCACUCCGACCUCCUCCCAUGGCAGGAUCCAGAGGCGGGCAAGAUGUAUAACUCCCCCGGUCCAGUCAAUGCCAUCCUAGGGGUGGAAGCAGACUGCCCGUCGAAUAGCGACGACUACUGGCGGAUGGGCUACCUGCAUCCCCUUCAACUGACCCAAUGGGCCUUCGCUUGGGCGCCCGGCCAUCCCAUCCUGCAGACCUUCGUGGAUCGCCUGACGGCACAAUUGCGGACCAUCAUGGACCAGAACGGGGGGUUACAAACCAUGUCAGCUCGACAAGCGCUGCGAUCGCUCGAUCCGAUUGCCCUCACGGGCCCGGGUGCCAUCACCCAAGCGACGCAGAGCUGGCUGGAAACCACAGCGGACCUCCGAUGGACCGCGCUGUCUGGGUUGCAUGACAAUGGGACGAGUAAGUUGGUCGACGACGUGCUGAUCCUCCCCAUCACCGGCUUCAGUCCCGGUCGACGUGGGUACGGCAACAUGGGGUCCAAGCCCAUCUCGGAUCCGUCCGCUCGUCUGCUCCAUCGGGCGCAGGGCUCCUGGCGAGCCUUCGACCUGCGGGUGGAGUAUGGCAAGUUCUGUCGGACGAUGUUUGGUCGAUGCCGACACUGGUCCAAGGUGCCACACCACAGGUAG
Molecule: messenger RNA, 1233 nt
Organism: Aspergillus heteromorphus CBS 117.55
Lineage: Eukaryota; Fungi; Ascomycota; Eurotiomycetes; Eurotiales; Aspergillaceae
Gene: och3
Product: glycosyltransferase family 32 protein
Exons: 4
Coding region: 1-1233 (410 amino acids)
Biological process (GO): protein N-linked glycosylation
Cellular component (GO): mannan polymerase complex
Molecular function (GO): alpha-1,6-mannosyltransferase activity
Source: RefSeq, a predicted model, not a curated record